GGCUCUGCGUCUGCUUCUGAAACUGUGGCUCUGCGUUAAUUUUCACGGUUUCAUGCAUUAGGAAUUUGAUAUAGACAAAUGGCACUUUUUGCUUAAGAAAAACAAAAGUUAGAGGCUCGAUGGUCGCCUAUAAAUAUACUUACUUUCAAGAUCUCCAACGUCGCCCUUGUUCUUCACCCCUCGCCACUUCACAAACACUCCUCCACUCUUAACUUCUUCAAUUUUCUUUGAAGCUCAACAAUGGAAAGGAGACAAUACACUCUGAUGCUGUGUCUUGUGACGAUGAUGCUUAUUUUACUCAUAGAAGUUCAGGCUGCUAAAACUACUACAGAGCCUCCAGCUGCAGAACCACAGUCAGCGACCUUUCACAUGUACGGUGCCACUCAAGGCAGCCUUCAGCCACAAGAGUGUGCACCGCGUUGCACAGCUCGGUGCUCAGCAACAGCUUACAAGAAGCCCUGUAUGUUCUUCUGCCAGAAAUGCUGCGCCAAGUGCUUGUGUGUGCCUCCUGGCACAUAUGGGAACAAGCAAUUCUGCCCUUGCUAUAAUAACUGGAAGACCAAGAGGGGAGGACCCAAAUGUCCAUGAUGAAUCUGCCUUACUACACAAAUAUGUGAAUUUGUUAUUCUUUUCCUCCUCCCAUUUCACGUAGCGUACACUAUGUUUCAAUUCUAUGUAUUAUUGAAAAUGAGGGAACCAUCUUCACUAAUAAAUUUCUGGUGUUUGAGUUCUUAUGGUCUAA
Nelumbo nucifera (sacred lotus) is the source of this 742-nucleotide messenger RNA. Its product is annotated as protein GAST1-like. NCBI's taxonomy places the organism in Eukaryota, Viridiplantae, Streptophyta, Magnoliopsida, Proteales, Nelumbonaceae. The record is from RefSeq and is a predicted model, not a curated record.